AUGAGACUUAUAUCCUCUCUUCUAGUGUUCCAACUAGGUUUUAUAAUAUUUGGUUAUGGUUUAAAUAUACCCUUUAAUUUAAAUAUUGAAGAAUUAAAAUCAAUUGAAUCAUCAUAUAAUUAUAAUACAAUUUUGAAUAAAUUACAAGAAUAUUUUAGAAAAAAUAAUGAUCAAGAAUCUAUAUCACAUUAUACAACAUUAGAUAAACAAGAUUGGCCAAUAAAUCUUGAACAAUAUAAAGAUUUCCAAAUUAUAAGGUUUUGGUUAAAUUCUGAUAAUAUUGAAAUAUCUCAAAAAUUAUUGAAAAAAUAUGAACAUUGGGAAAUAAAUAAUGAAUUUUUUGAUUUGAAAAUUGACUUAAUUUCCAAAAAUCAAAUCAUUAAGGAUUAUCCAAAUUUAAAAUUUGAUAUAAUUAUUGAUGAUUUAGCUCAAUCAAUUUAUGAAACUUAUCCAUCAUUACCACAACAACACCAAAAACAAGACCAAUUCCAAAUCAAUAAAGAUCAAGAUUUCCAUACCCAAAGUGAUAUUUUUUUCAAAGAAUAUAGACCAUUAUCAACAAUUUAUGCAUGGUUAGAUAUCCUAAAAGAAACUUAUCCUGAUUUAGUUGAAAUUGAAUGGUUAGGACAAAGUUACGAAGGUCGAGAUUUAAAAGCUGUUCAUCUAAGUUCCCCCACUGGAUUAAAUCCAACAAAGAAAACUAUUGUUAUGACUGCUGGUGUUCAUGCACGUGAAUGGAUUAGUGUAUCAACUGUUCUAUUCACAAUAUAUCAAUUAUUAAAUAAAUAUGGGUCCAAUAAAAAGGAAACUGAAUUUUUAAAUAAAUUAGAUUUUUUAAUCAUUCCAGUUUUCAAUCCUGAUGGAUAUGAAUAUACUUGGACUACAGAUCGUCUUUGGAGGAAAAAUAGACAAGAAACUUAUAUACCAAGAUGUUUUGGUAUUGAUAUUGAUCAUUCAUUUGGUUAUCAUUGGUCAAGAUCUGAAGAUUUCCCAUGUGGUGAAUCAUAUAGUGGAGAAUUAGAAUUUGAAGCAAUGGAAGCUGCCAAUUUAGAUAAUUAUAUUAAUGUUACUAAAAAUGAUCAUGAAAUUUAUGGGUUUUUAGAUUUCCAUUCAUAUACACAAAAAAUUUUAUAUCCUUAUGCUUAUUCAUGUGAUGAAUUACCAAGAGAUUUAGAAAAUUUAUUAGAAUUAAGUUAUGGAUUAUCAAAAUCUAUAAGAUUGAAAAGUGGGAAACAUUAUGAAGUAUUACCAGCUUGUAAAGAUCGUGGUGUGGAUUUAUUACCUGGUUUGGGGGCAGGUUCAUCAUUAGAUUAUAUGUAUCAUAAUAGAGCUCAUUGGGCUUUCCAAUUAAAAUUAAGAGAUACUGGAUCUCAUGGAUUUUUAUUACCUUCAAAUUAUAUUAAACCUGUUGGGAGGGAAAUUUAUUCUGCUGUUAGAUAUUUUUGUAAAUUUAUUAUUAAUCCUGAUUCAUAG
This is a messenger RNA of Hansenula ciferrii, 1473 nucleotides long. RefSeq names its product putative metallocarboxypeptidase (gene ECM14). Gene Ontology annotation, molecular function: zinc ion binding; metallocarboxypeptidase activity. The coding region runs from base 1 to 1473 and encodes 490 amino acids. Lineage: Eukaryota; Fungi; Ascomycota; Saccharomycetes; Phaffomycetales; Wickerhamomycetaceae. Gene Ontology annotation, biological process: proteolysis. The transcript has a single exon. The record is from RefSeq and is a predicted model, not a curated record.